Drosophila biarmipes is the source of this 372-nucleotide messenger RNA. RefSeq names its product salivary glue protein Sgs-7-like. The record is from RefSeq and is a predicted model, not a curated record. NCBI's taxonomy places the organism in Eukaryota, Metazoa, Arthropoda, Insecta, Diptera, Drosophilidae. The transcript has 2 exons. The coding region runs from base 44 to 268 and encodes 74 amino acids.
AGUUGGAACCAUCUGGUAAAGCUAACCCAAUCAGGGAACAACCAUGAAGCCCGCCGUGUUUGCCAUAAUCGCUUGCAUCCUGCUCGUCGGACUCACUGGCCUCGCCUCAGGAUGCGAUUGUGACUGCAAACCUUGUGGACCUGGCGGCACGGCUUGCAAGGGCUGUCCAGAGCGGGUUGCACUCUGCCAGGACCUCAUCAACACCAUCCAGACCCUCCAGAGGAAGGUCCGCCAGUGCGUCUGCGGAGAGCCAACUUGGAUGCUGUGAGGUCGUACUAGCCCCGUUGCCAUCCUAUUCUUCUGAUUUUUAAAACCCUUCUAAAUAAAUUUGUUUUUUUUCCUGCAAAAGGGUUUUCUUUUACCGAUUUUGAU